GUGCGAAACAGUGCGCGAACUUUUAGCGCCAUUUUGCUACAUCCUUCUUUUGUGUACGCGAGGGACGUCGGGCCGACGAUUCGCCGCAACUUUUCGAGUGUUAUUGAAUAAUUUAAUCUUCAUCCUACGUGAAACCUGCCGCCUUCUGAGAACAACCGUCAUCGUGAUCACGAGAGACCGACUCCGCUGACCGACACCGGCGAAAAUGGGUUAGCGGUCGCCGGCUUUGUCCUCACUGAGCAGCAUAACAAACGAUCGUCUUUCACACAUCCCCUCAUUUGGCAUAUUUAUUUGAUAUUUACAACGAACGUACACGAGCCAAGCAGAAAUGACGUCGCAGGAAUAUAUCCCGAGCAGUCAGCCCGACACGCAAAAUGUGGACGACGCAGCGUUGACACAGUCGCAAGACGCGUUAAGCCAACAGCCAACAUUGGCUAUCUGGGGAAGAUUGUGUUCAUUACGAGCACAUUUCAAAGAUAUAAAUAUGUCCGGGGAUGUGUAUACUCUGGGACGUGCAGAGUCUUGUGAUAUUUGCAUAACUUCGCAGUCAGUUCGCGAAAACCUGUUGAACUGCAUGAGCAAGGUACACUGCCGCAUAUAUCGCGAACGUAUUAACAACACCAAUGAGACCAUAGUGUAUCUCGAGGACAAUAGCCGCAACGGCACUUUCGUCGACAAAGUUAUCGUCGGUUACGGGAAACGUGUUAUUAUUGACGACAAAUCAGAAAUUUCGCUGGCCAAAGCUUCGCUCACAAUUUACAGAUUUGAAAAUAUGAUCAGGCCUGAAGGUAACAAGUUACCGUUGGAAUUGAAGCGGAGGUAUGCGCAAAGUUAUAAACUGGGGUCUGGUGCUUGCGGCGAGGUGAGAUUAAUAUUUACGAAGGACGGUACCAGGAAAUUCGCCAUGAAAACCAUACAGAAAUGCGACUUCAGUAGCAACGGAAGGAUCAAUCAACUCAAUAACCCGGAGAAAAUUAGAAAUGAAGUUGAGAUAUUGCGAAAGUUAAAGCAUCCAUGUAUCGUUCGAAUGGAAGACAUCCAUGAUACACCGACAACAGUAUACAUUGUACUUGAAUUAAUGGAAGGCGGUGAGCUCCUGGAGAGAAUCAGAAGCAGGGGCAAAUUGUCAGAGUCGUGCGCAAAACUGAUAUUUUAUCAGGUUAUACUCGCUGUUCAAUAUCUGCACAAAGAGGGUAUCACACACAGAGACUUGAAGCCGGAGAAUAUAUUGUUAGCGGACAAUUCGGAUAUUACUGUGGUGAAAGUAUCCGAUUUCGGCCUCGCGAAGUUAGUCGACACUCAGACUAUGAUGAAAACGUUUUGUGGCACUCCUAUGUAUGUUGCACCUGAGAUUUUGAAUAACCUCGGACGUAACUCUUAUACGAAUCAAGUCGACGUGUGGAGCCUAGGAGUAAUAUUGUACGCCUGCUUAAGUGGUGUACUACCUUUCAGCCCUGGAAGCAGACGUUAUACUUUGGAACAACAGAUCAGAUAUGGAAUCUAUUCCUUCCGCAAGCCCCAUUUCGAACAUGUGUCACAAGAAGCUCAAGAUCUGAUCAGGUGUAUGUUGACGGUGGAACCGAACAAGCGUAUAACGAUCCAUCAGAUUUUGCUGCAUUCUUGGCUGAGAGAUUCUAACAUGCACAGCAUCAUACAUUCGUUAAUUUUCGCAGAAAAUAACGAGAACAUACCACCUUCCAACAUCUGCAGAGAGCGUCCCGAGAUCUGCCUGCCGCCGGAGAAACGUGCGCGGCUUAACGUGUGAAAAAAAAAAAGAUACACGUACCUGACGGGAAGUAUAUACAAGAAUAUAUUUCGAAUAUGUCUUCUAAUUAAAUGAAUCAGUACAAAAGAAAUAUUAAGUAUUUUCUCAACGGGAUCUGAUGUCUCGUUGAUUAUUUUGUGAUCUCAUAGUUACCUGUUUAUAUGUAGAAUAAUUUUUCUCCGACACGAUAUCAAGCAUUUAAAUAUCUCUGCUUGGAAUAUAUACGUUCGAAGAUCAAAACAUUAACACUUAAGUCGAUUGUGGCAGAAAUUUUACCAAGAAGAGAAAAAUACAAAGUACCCUGCCAGUA
This is a messenger RNA of Dinoponera quadriceps, 2075 nucleotides long. RefSeq names its product ovarian-specific serine/threonine-protein kinase Lok-like. Gene Ontology annotation, molecular function: protein binding; ATP binding; protein serine/threonine kinase activity. Gene Ontology annotation, cellular component: cytoplasm; nucleus. The record is from RefSeq and is a predicted model, not a curated record. The coding region runs from base 329 to 1765 and encodes 478 amino acids. NCBI's taxonomy places the organism in Eukaryota, Metazoa, Arthropoda, Insecta, Hymenoptera, Formicidae. The transcript is spliced from 7 exons. Gene Ontology annotation, biological process: mitotic DNA damage checkpoint signaling; protein phosphorylation.